AUGGGCUUGAUAAAGCACGUCGUGUGCGCCAUGUCCGGCGGCGUUGACAGCUCUGUCGCAGCGUUACUGCUGAAGAAAAGAGGAUACAACGUGACAGGAGUUUUCAUGAAGAACUGGGACUCUCUGGAUGAGAAGGGGGUCUGCACCACGGAGAGGGACUGUGAGGACGCAUACAGAGUGUGUCAGAGCCUGGACAUCCCCUUUCAUCAAGUUUCCUAUGUCAAAGAGUACUGGCAUGAAGUUUUCAGUAAUCUGUUGAAGGAGUAUGAGAAGGGAAGAACGCCAAACCCGGACAUACUGUGCAACAAACACAUCAAAUUUAACCACUUCCACAAGUAUGCCAUCAACACCCUGGGUGCUGAUGCCAUGGCAACAGGCCACUAUGCCAGGACAUCACAGGAAGAUGAUGAGAUUUUCGCACAAGCCCGCACAGCUCCACCUACCACACUCUUCAGAGAUCGAUUUGAGAUCCGAAAUCCUGUGAAGCUGCACAAAGCUGCCGAUCUCCUCAAGGACCAGACCUUCUUCCUCAGUCAGAUCCCACAACAAGCCUUACGUCAAACAAUGUUCCCGCUCGCUGGGCUCACCAAAGAAUUUGUGAAAAAGAUCGCUGCUGAAGCCGGGUUUCGCCAUGUGCUGAAGAAGAAAGAGAGCAUGGGGAUCUGCUUCAUCGGGGAGAGAAACUUUGAAAAAUUUAUCUUAGAGUAUCUGGAACCUAAACCGGGGAACUUUGUCUCCAUCGAGGACGGGACUGUAGUGGGAACCCACAAAGGUUGGUUCACACUGACACUGGGCCAAAGGGCAAGGAUAGGCGGGCAGAGAGACGCCUUGUUUGUGGUGGACAAAGACAUCGUUACAGGGGAUGUUUUUGUGGCUCCAACAACCAAUCACCCGGCUCUUUUCCGCGACACCAUUCGAACGGAGCGUUUCCAUUGGGUAACAGGUGACCCGCCUCCUGAACUAGCCAGGACCCAGAUGAUGGAGUGUCACUUUCGCUUCAUCCACCAGAUGCCGCUCACUCCCUGCACAGUAACUCUGAACAUGGACGGUUCUGUAUGGAUUUUGCUCUCUCAGCCAGUCAGAGCUCUGACACCUGGACAGUGUGCUGUGCUCUACAAAGGGGACGAGUGCUUGGGCGGUGGGAAGAUCACCCAGCUUGGGCCAAGCGAAUUCACACUCCAGAAGGGCCGAGAACGGAUGGUAGCAGCCUUGCAGCACAAAGAGCACUCGACCCCUGAGCCAGACAGCUGAGAGGACCUCGCAGUCUGGCUGUGGAAGAAAUGCUCUCUUUGCAGGACCUUAGGUAGAGCACCCUGUUUAGGAAAAGAAGCCAUCUCUCAGACAGGCCUUAGUGACAAAGUGCAGGUGCUUCGGGAGGCUGCAGAGGCUUGAUUGGCUUUUUAAAGGCUCCAUAACACAGCAGUACUUUUGACACAAAAAGUAGAUUUCUGCUGUUUUUGGCUUUAAAUAAUCUUUGCAUCCAAGCGAUGGUGUUUUGGAGCAGAGACUCGAUGGUUUACUUAGUAAAAGUAACCAAACACUGAAAAUAAAUCCAGCUUCACUGCAAGGACAGAGAGGCACUCAUGAAAUAUGAUUAUUUAAUUGAUAAUCAUGCACAUGAUUUGGUGGUUUGUUUUUUUUUAAUGAUCAUUUUCAUGUAAGAAAUGUGAAAGCAGAAACCAAAAUCAAGCUCAUGUUGAUAAGUAGUUCUUUAUAACUACGGUACUUAUCUCUGACUUAUCUAACUGCUUCCUCUGACUGUAAUUACUGGGAGACCUGAGGAGGAGAGAUGCGUGAAGUUCAGGUGGGACGUCGGUCAGAAUGGUCACGUCAGACUCAUUAUUAGAUCAGAGUAACUCUUAACCUGUUCUGAUUUUUUACUGUAAUAAGAUUCAAACCUGCAAUUUGUAAUAAAACUUUCAAUGUGACUUUCUCCCUCCUUUGAACUUCUAAAGGUCCUGAAAAUUAUUUUUGUAUGUGGUAAAACUUCUAAGAUCCAGGUUUAUUCAGUCCUGGAUUUGAUGCUAGAUAAAUUAUGACCUAAAACACACACACUAAGUUGAAAAUAGAAAAGGUGGAUAUGAGGGGGGAAGUUUUAGCUGUCAGUGACAUUUUGAAGUUAUUUAAAAUUAAUGUGCCGUUUAUUUCAGUCGUACAUUAAAAGAAAGAUGUUACUGCUCCUCUGUAUUAUAAUGUACUGCAUUUGAAAUGCCAGGUUAAUGAGGAAGGGGUCGGUGCCUUUUAGUGGGUCUGGGAGAAGAAACUACAAACUGUACAUGUGAAAAUUUUAAUAAAUACAGUGAGUGAUGUGUGUCUGUA
Archocentrus centrarchus (flier cichlid) is the source of this 2319-nucleotide messenger RNA. It is a transcript of the gene trmu, whose product is annotated as tRNA 5-methylaminomethyl-2-thiouridylate methyltransferase. Gene Ontology annotation, cellular component: mitochondrion. The transcript has 11 exons. NCBI's taxonomy places the organism in Eukaryota, Metazoa, Chordata, Actinopteri, Cichliformes, Cichlidae. The record is from RefSeq and is a predicted model, not a curated record. Gene Ontology annotation, molecular function: sulfurtransferase activity. Gene Ontology annotation, biological process: tRNA wobble position uridine thiolation. The coding region runs from base 1 to 1251 and encodes 416 amino acids.